This is a messenger RNA of Marasmius oreades (fairy-ring Marasmius), 1172 nucleotides long. RefSeq lists its product as uncharacterized. The transcript is spliced from 7 exons. The coding region runs from base 63 to 1172 and encodes 369 amino acids. Gene Ontology annotation, biological process: carbohydrate metabolic process. Lineage: Eukaryota; Fungi; Basidiomycota; Agaricomycetes; Agaricales; Marasmiaceae. The record is from RefSeq and is a predicted model, not a curated record.
AUCCUUCCCGCCCAUCCCGCUAUGAUCUUGUCUCAAGACGACUCAUUCUAGAGCUGCGUACAAUGUCCACCAGGAAUAUAAAUCCCCUCAAAGUUAAUGUGGUAAAGAAAAUUAAAAGCUUGAUCGACUGCCUUGUGGGUAUCAAGGAUGAAACGGGAGAGUUUCUGAUGCCUCUAGCCGAUGGCAGAGUAAUCGACACGAAAGGUUGGAACGAUUGGGAGUGGACCCAUGGGAUAGGUCUUUACGGUUUGCUCAAGUUCCAUGAGAUUAGUGGCGAUCAAGGCUCCCUUAGAAUUGCCCUUGCUUGGUUCCGUGACCGUUUUGAGAUUGGUACUACUAAGAAUGUCAACACCAUGUCUCCUCUUCUUACUGCAGCUUAUCUUCACGAAGCAAACCGUGCUGACUAUCUUGUCCAUCUGGAUUCCUGGGCCGAGUGGGUCAUGUACGAUAUGCCGCGGACGGAAGAAGGUGGCCUUCAACACAUAACGUACCUCGCGGAUCACCACCAACAGCUGUGGGACGAUACUUUAAUGAUGUCGGUCUUGCCUUUGGCCAAGAUUGGCCUUGUACUGCAACGACCGCACUACGUCGAGGAAGCGAAGAGGCAGUUUCUACUUCAUAUUAAGUACCUUCAAGACGUGCAGACAGGACUGUGGUUCCAUGGUUGGACCUUCGACGGUCGACACCAUUUCGGCCGUGCCAGAUGGGGACGUGGUAAUUGUUGGAUAACCGUCGCCAUUCCUGACUUCAUUGAAAUGCUUCAACUAUCGGAAGUCGAUGGGAUUCGCCUACAUCUAGCGGCCUCCCUUGUUGCUCAGAUUGAUGCACUGGUCAAAUUCCAGGACGCGAAGACUGGGUUGUGGCACACCAUUAUCGACGAUGAUUCUUCAUACCUGGAAGCAUCUUGCACAGCUGGUUUUGUGUACGGCAUAAUGAAAGCCAUUCGCCUUCGACUGAUUCCGAAGGAGGAACGCUACAUCAAUGCUGCGAAGAUGGCGAUUGAAGCGGUCAUAGAGAAUAUCACGGACACAGGGGAACUGAAGUUGGUAUCAUUCGGUACCCCAGUUUUCAACGAUAUCGACGGGUACAAGAAAAUUCCGUUAACAAGCAUGCCCUAUGGGCAGAGUCUCGCACUUUUGGCUUUGACCGAGUACCUCAGAACAUUUUUGUAG